UAAGGGGGACAGCAGUUGAAGAGGAAGGAGUGCCUCUGAGAGCUCCACAGAGAAGCUGGACAUGUCAUAGGGCAGAACAUACAGCAGCAAUCAUGGGAUUCCUCCUCACCUUGUCUGUUUCUGCUGCCUUUUAUUUGCUGGCAAUUCCUGGAGAUUUGUGUAUGAAUAUCAUUGGAGGACAAGAUGUGAUUCCACAUUCAAAACCAUUUAUGGCCCUAAUUAGGAGUAGGAAAGCAUACUGUGGAGGAUCUUUGAUUAAAAAAAAUUGGGUGUUAACUGCAGCCCAUUGUUCGACCAAAGGAGCUGAAGUUAUUCUUGGAGCUCAUUCAAUAUCAAAGAGAGAAAAAGAAAAGCAGCUUUUUAAGAUUGCAAAAAGAAUUCCCUAUCCAUGCUUUGAUGGUGCAAAUAAAGGAAAUGACCUAAUGCUUCUGCAGCUUAAAGGACGAGUAAAAAUUAAUAAAGCUGUGAAAACAACUAACCUACCUAACACAGGCGGUGAUAUCAAAGCAGGGACAAGGUGCCAAGUAAUAGGAUGGGGAACCACAAAUAAUCGAAUUAACAAGGUGUCUGAUACCCUAAAGGAGGUUAACGUCACAGUCAUUGACAGAAACACUUGCAAUGACAAGAAACAUUACAAUUUGCAACCUGCAAUUACAAAAAACAUGGUGUGUGCUGGGGAUGUGAAAGGAGGAAAGGACUCUUGUUCUGGGGAUUCUGGCGGUCCUCUGAUAUGCAAUGGUGAAUUGAAAGGCAUCACAUCCUUUGGCAAGAAAGGACAGUGUGGUGUUGUCCAAUACCCUGGCGUCUACACUCUUCUUACCACCUCCUAUAUUAACUGGAUAAAGAAAACAAUAGGGGGGGACUUGGAGGAUGACUUUUUUGCUGACUGAUUUCUUUUUUUUUUUUCUCUUUCUCUGCCUCUGCCAUUCAGUUAUGUGUAGCAAAUUUUUAACCAUGUUUGAAAGAUGCAAUCAUUAGGAAGUGGUAUUUCCACACUAAGCCUCUCUGGCUACUAUGUUUCCUAUCAGAAUUCAAUUUCAUAUGUCUUCAUUCUGCACAGGCAUGACCUUACCCUGAGCCCAAAACGAGUACAGUACAGUGUUCUGCAAUCACAGGAUGUAUGGCCUGUGGUCUUAGUAACUCAGUCAUGGCUCGAGAGAGGAUGAUUCCUCCACUUCUACAAACCAAAUUUACCUUGAGGUUCCUAUGGGUAUGAAGGGUUUCUACAUUAAGGACCCAGUCCAACUCCCAUUAAUCCAGAUUACAUGGCAUUGGAAGCCAAUUGCAGAUUGCAGUCAACGAUACCUUCCUGUAUCUUGAUUUUUGUAAAAACCCCUUGCAUUUAUGGAGACACUGGGAAUGACCCCAGAAAACCUGAAAAAUUGCUGGCUUCUCUUCUUUCCCUGCUGGCUCCUCUUCUCAUGAUUCUCUCCCUAAAAUCCAUAUGAGGAGGCUAUUUGGUCAGCAGUCUCUAGAUACGUAGUUUCAAAGAUUUUUGCUGGACAAUGUAAUAGACCAAAGGGUCUAAUAAUUUUAUAUUUCCUUUCUUUGAUAGAUUCAGCAUU
This is a messenger RNA of Alligator sinensis (Chinese alligator), 1565 nucleotides long. RefSeq names its product granzyme A. Gene Ontology annotation, biological process: proteolysis. The transcript has 6 exons. NCBI's taxonomy places the organism in Eukaryota, Metazoa, Chordata, Crocodylia, Alligatoridae. Gene Ontology annotation, molecular function: serine-type endopeptidase activity. The record is from RefSeq and is a predicted model, not a curated record. The coding region runs from base 93 to 890 and encodes 265 amino acids.